AUGCUCAAGAGUCGACACUUUCUGUUGGCGAGCUUCGUGUUGGUGGGCAUUACCAAUGUCUCCACGAUGGCCCAAUGGAGAGUCAGCCAGGUGCGUUUGCUAUCUUCUGAAUCCUCUUCCGAUCUCCUCCGAAUCCGACGCUCUCCCUUUAUUCGCACUCACAGACGAAGACCUUCUCGGGUACUUUUUUGCACUGGUUGCAGGUGUAACGCUUUCGCACUGUUGCUGUUGUGUUAGGAUUUCUAUAAGGAUAUAAGGACUAUGACAUAGCAAAAGUUUUGAUUUUUGUUUUUUGCACGGUGCCGUCAAAAAUAUGUCGGAAAAACAGCACUGUGCAUGUUCACUAGACCUUUCGUGAUGUUGUAGUAUGAAUACUGUAACUUGCUUAAAGCCGGCUUUAUUUUACUGUCACGUUUGAUGUAAUCUAUCUCCUAUCUUUAGCAGCAAAUGGAUAUUAGGUGGUUCAAAUAAUUCUGUGCUUCUUAACUCCGAAAAUUUGCUUUUUAAGGGGGCACAGAAUUAUUUGAAAAAUCUAAUAAUUUUGAUUUUUAACUUUAAUAUCUUUUUAAUCAACGUAUACUACACUUAAAUUUAUGUUUAACUUUUCAUUGUGACGUAUUUCCUACACACUAACAUCACUAUCAGUCGCUGUCACAGUCCUUGUCGUACAUUCAUCAGUGCCAUAUUAUAUUGUACUUGAUGUUUCAGCGACCUCUUCAAAUGUCCAACGGGUUAACCCUGAACGAUGCCAUUCAAAUAGCAUCCCUAACUGAUAUGAAGACUUUCUACUCUCAGUUGAGGCCGAUUUUAGUACCUAGGAUAGUAAAUACAGAACAACAUCGUCAAGUCGCCAUUCAUAUUCAGAACGACUUGACCAAGGCUGGGUUCCAUAUUGAGUUGGACGAGUUUGAAGACCAAACCCCGUAUGGAAAGGUGCCAUUUAGGAAUAUUAUAGCGACGUUUGAUCCACAUGCUUCUAGGAGGCUGGUAUUGGCUUGUCAUUACGACUCUAAAAUCAUUCCUGGGUAGGUGUUGGCUAUAUUUUUUUUUGUAUAGUAGUCUUAAGAUGUUUUGAUUAAAAAACUAUUUUGAGGAGGGGUAGAAAAAAUAUUUUAGAACAGUAAGGUGUGUUUCUUCAAAUAAAAUACGUUUUUUAGAGUUUUUAGAUCAAACAUUAAACAAAAAGUGAUUACAAAGGAGUAGUAAUGCUUUAUAAAAGGAUUUUUUAUAAUAUUAUUCUUGUUUUAGCAAAGUAUUCAUUGCCGCUACGGAUUCAGCAGUGCCAUGUGCAAUGUUACUAGAUCUGGCCAGGACAUUAGGGCCUAUUUUGAGGACGAAAAAUGGAAUGGUUAGUUAUGUUUUGACUUUAUAUUAUCAUCAUUUUACAUUAUUUUAGGUUUUUUUGUAAAAAAAGGGAUAAAAGAGGUUAUGGUCAUUAAUAAUGACAGAAAAGGUCUUAAUAUUUGACUAUAAUAUAUAAAUAAAAUACUGUUUUCUAAUUAUUAAUUGAAAUUUUAAACUGUUUUAUCUUAAUUUACCCUCAUUUUACAGCCAGUCACUUUACAACUGAUAUUCCUGGACGGAGAAGAAGCCUUUGUGGAGUGGAGCCGAAACGACAGUACUUAUGGCGCUAGACAUUUGGCUCAACUAUGGUCCCAGAAGUGGUACCCGACACAGUCACAUCUGUCGCCGUUGGAACUGUCAAAGGAAUUGGACAGGAUCGACGCUUUUGUACUGCUCGAUCUUCUCGGAGCUGCUCGGCCUCAGAUCACGCAUACGAUUGGUCAUGGCACCAAAGCUUUGUUUGAGGGAAUCGAGAGUGCUGGUAUGGUUUAAUAUAUACUGGUUUUUUAUUUUAUAAUGUGUUAUUAAUCUUGUUAUGAGCGAUUUUAUGAUAGCAUUGUUAUAGUUUGAGUUGGUUUAGUGUUAGCGAUUUUUUUUUCGAUGGAAAAACUGAAAAGAAACAUUUUUAUGUUGUUAUUGUCGAUUUAAAAUGCUUUUUAUAGAGUUUAUAGCGAGAGUAUACCAUCCUUUACCUUCAGAAUCGUAUUUUGAUGCACGAAUUUUGGUAAUAUCUAUCAUUUUCAGAGAGAAACCUACGAUCAGCUGGCAAACUAAAGAACAUUCCACCAAUCUUUUCAUCGUACGACUCGUAUCACGCUGUAGAAGAUGAUCACAUUCCAUUUUUAGAGCGAGGUGAGGCAUUUUAAUGCGAUUUUUGAGCUAUUGGUUUGUUCAAAUAAUUGUGUGCUCUGUAAUUUUGUAAAUUUGCUUUGAGAUGGGGCGCUGAAUUAUUUGAACAACGUAAUAUUAUUAUGUUUUAAAAAUAUUACUAUAGCUUUAUAAAAACAUUACUUUAGGUUAUAACUUUAUAUUGUAAUACAUGCUUUAAUGGCAUUUGAUUGUGUAGGUACCCCAAUCAUGCACGUAAUUCCACUGCCCUUCCCUCGAGUAUGGCACACGCCAGCUGACAACGAAGACGCCUUGGACUGGCCGACCAUUUACAACCUGGUCACGAUCACUCGAGUCUUUGUGGCUGAAUAUCUAAAUCUAACGCCAAACUAA
Molecule: messenger RNA, 2565 nt
Organism: Bursaphelenchus okinawaensis
Lineage: Eukaryota; Metazoa; Nematoda; Chromadorea; Rhabditida; Aphelenchoididae
Source: the annotation of a GenBank genome assembly